GGACAGCUGAUAUCAUAUUACAAUAAUGAACAUCAAAAAUCCGAAUCCAAAAAACAAGUACCUGUGGAGAGAGAAAGGAUCAUGAAAUGCUUCAAAACAAGAGAGAGAAAGAAAGUGAGGGUGCGCUGCUCAUUUCUUUUAAGUUCUUGAGGAAGGAUAAAGAGAAAAAAUAGAGACACAUGGAGUACCAUUUUUAUUAAAGAAAGUGAAGAGAGAGGAUAAUAAUAAUAAAUAAAAAUAAGAAAAAGAAAAGAAAGCAGGAAAGAUGGUGGUAGCGUUACCAGGAGGAGUCAUGGUAUUAGAAGAAGAAGAAGAAGAAGAAGAAGUGCAGAAGAAGAGAAGAGAAUAAGUAGUAAUCGAGAUGCGUGCAAAAAAUAAGAAGAAGUAGUAAUCGAGAUGCGUGCAAAAAAUAUUAUUAUCAAUAAUAAUAAUAAUACCAACCAUAACCCGGACAAUUUGUCCUCCUCCUUUUGAUCCUCAUUUUGCCCGGCAUUUAACUUCUCUCUCCUUUUGUCUUUGUUUUCUUGGGAUUUGAUUCUUUCUUUCAUAUGCUCGAAUCGAUCUGCGGAUGCAUUCUUGAUGAAUCCGGCAACGGUUAGUGAGAUGUUUCUUUUCUUUUAUUUCUUAAGCUUCUUUCUCGUGCCUCCUUUGGCGGCUGCUGCUGCUGCUGCUGCUGCUGUUCUUGUUUAGAAUAUCUUUUUCUCGUUGUUGUUAUUGUUGGUGUUAUAAUGGUGUUAACUUUAAUUGUGGUGUAAAUACUAGUUAACAGUUGUCAGAUUUGCUAGUGACCAUUGCUGUUGCUGUUGUAAGGAUUCGUAAGCCCUCCCUGGAUAUAUUUUGUGAUUCUUGGAGGAUUUUCUUAAUUUGUUUCCUCUUCAUCUUGAUUUCUUCUUAAUUACAUCUUCAAUAUCAAGAUACCAUACAAAUUAACCGCACCCACCUUUCUUUUCUUUUCUUUUUCCUUCUCGUGGAUUUCAACACUAGUCAACCGAGUUCAUUUCUUGAUUUUCUUUCCAAAUCCCCUCCAAAUUCUGCUAAAGUCAAAGAAGAGGGGCUUUUUUAAACAGUGGGGGUCGUGAUUUGAUUUGGGCUGGUUUUUAUUUCUAUGGGAAUACCUGAUACUUCUCUAUUGGAUCUACUAGACAAGGUUAGGUCUUGGAUUUCUUGGGGAGCAAGUGAUCUUUCAGCAUCUUGUUUGUCUGCUAAUUUUCAGAUGCCUAAUAACGGAACUGUCGAGAUGUGUCGUGAGUGUCAUUCAAACAACAACCAGUUUUUUAAUGGAUACCAUUGCCAAAGUUGUGGCAAGUGGUUGUGUUUCAAUUGUAUGAGAGGUUACCAAUCAAAUGGUGAUUUUGGGGAGGCUAUCAAAUCUUGCAAGUUCUGUAAUGGGGUUACUGUGAAACGUGAUGGUGGAAGGAAGAAUAGUGAUAAAGUACACCCUAGUGACUCUCCUAGAGGUAGCCCUGAGCCACCAUCACCUUCUUUUAGUGCCCAGCCAGUCCAGAGUGAUCUUCUUCCCCUUUAUCUUGAAUCCAGGGAUUGUGGGUUUUCUCCUAAUGCAAUAACCAGGAGCAUGACUUCUUUAAGUGCUCGCCCGUCUCCUGUUUCUGUUCGUCGCUCAUCAAGCAGGAGUGAUGAAGAAGCAGCAGAGGAUUCUGGGAAACUCCUUUACAGCCCAUCGAGUGAGUACUGUCAUGAUAUUUCAGAUAUAGAUUCAAGUAGUGUUAGUGCUAGGCUUGAGUUUUACAAUUGUAAGUCGGUGGGAUCAAGUCCUUUAGACAGCCCUUCUCGGAUUGAUUUUAGUUCUUGUAGAGUUGGGCAUACUGUACAGCAGCGGCGAGAAGGAAGCCCAUUGUCUCAAAGUGAUGGUCCCUUUGAUCAAGAAAAUAUGGCUAUUUUAAGCAGGCCUGACAAAAGGACUGAGGAUCCAGAGAAUACUGAUGAUUGCUCUGAUGACGCGUCAGUUUUGAGGGAUCAAUAUCACAAGUCUCCAAAGCCAUUGGAUUUUGAAAGCAAUGGCCUUAUCUGGUUUCCCCCACCUCCUGAGGAUGAAAAUGAUGAGGAAGAGAGUAAUUUCUUCACAGAUGAUGAUGAAGAUGAUGAUAUUGGGGACUCUUCUGCAAUUUUCUCAUCGAGUAGUAGCCUUUCUAGCACAUUUCUAUCAAAGGAGAAACAGAAUAAGAUUAACAAGGACCCUACUAAAGCUAUGAUACAGGGGCAUUUUAGGGCUCUUGUGGCUCAGCUUUUACAGGGAGAGGGUAUCAACGCCAGCAAGGAUGAAAACAAUGGAGAAUGGCUUGACAUAGUCACAGCAAUUGCAUGGCAAGCUGCAGCUUUUGUGAAACCAGAUACCAGCAGAGGAGGCAGUAUGGAUCCUGUUGAUUAUGUAAAGGUUAAAUGUAUAGCAUCAGGAAAUCCAAGAGAUAGCGCCCUUGUAAAGGGAGUCGUUUGUACAAAAAAUAUAAAGCACAAGCGCAUGACCACACAAUACAAAAAUCCCAGAUUGCUUCUUUUAGGAGGAGCGGUCGAAUAUCAGAGCGUUGUGAAUCAGUUGGCUUCUUUUAAUACAUUAGUGCAACAGGAAAAUGAUCACCUCAAGCUGAUCAUGUCGAAGAUAGAGGCUCUUCGCCCAAACGUUCUGCUGGUUGAGAAAAGUGUAUCUCCGUAUGCCCAAGAAUAUCUACUGGGAAAGGAAAUUUCCUUGGUGCUGAAUGUAAAAAAGCCUUUACUGGAACGUAUAGCUCGGUGUACAGGUGCUCAGAUUAGUCCAUCGUUUGAGAAUAUUUCUACAACACGACUGGGUCAUUGUGAACUAUUCAGGGUAGAGAGAGUGAGUGAAGAACAUGAGACAAGCAAUCAGUUCAACAAAAAGCCAUCUAAAACAUUGAUGUUUUUUGAAGGGUGUCCAAGGCGUUUAGGUUGCACGGUCCUUCUGAGGGGCACAUGUCGUGAAAAGCUAAAGAAGGUCAAGCAUGUUAUUCAAUAUGCAGUUUUUGCAGCAUAUCACUUGUCCCUCGAGACUUCUUUCCUUGCCGAUGAGGGUGCAAGUCUUCCUAAGAUGACAAUUAGACCCUCAAUUACUAUUCCUGAGAAAACAGCAGCAGAUAAUUCCAUUUCAGUUAUCCCUCCAAUGAUUUGCCAUGCCGAAGUUGCUUUGUCUACUCAGGAUGAUGGAUCACUGGGUCUUAAACCAGAGCAUGAAGGAUCAGAAUCAUUGACGGGGAACCUUGAUGCUGGUGUCAUUCAUCCUUUAUCUCCAUGUUCCGUCCCUUGUAGGUCUGGAAAUGAAUUCUCUAUUGCAUGCCAUGGUGAUUUAGUGUCUAAUGCGGGGGGAUUGGAUGCAUUUUCUGCAAGUCGAUGUGAGGGUCUAAAGAUGUUUGCUGUUUCCCCUGGUAUCAAAAAUCUUUCACAGCCAGAACUACAAGAUAUCAUGGCUGAAGAAGAGGGACAACUUUUGGCAACUCAUGAACCAGUAAAAUCUGAGAAGAUUGAGGAAGAUGAGGUUUCCAGUGAAUAUUUCUCAGUCUCUGAAACGUACCAGAGCAUAUUAGUAUCAUUUUCAAGUCGCUGUGUGCUGAAAGGAACUGUAUGUGAACGCUCUCGGCUUCUGCGCAUAAAAUUCUAUGGAAAUUUUGAUAAGCCACUUGGAAGAUAUCUUCGUGAUGAUCUGUUUGAUCAGAAAUCAUGCUGCAGGUCAUGUAAGGAGCCAGCCGAAGCACAUGUUCUGUGUUUCACUCAUCAGCAGGGUAAUCUUACAAUCAAUGUUAGAUCCCUUUCCUCUGUAAAACUACCUGGAGCACGUGAUGGUAAGAUAUGGAUGUGGCACCGAUGCCUAAGAUGUGCUCAUAUAGAUGGAGUCCCACCAGCAACUCGUAGACUUGUCAUGUCGGAUGCUGCCUGGGGACUUUCUUUUGGGAAGUUUUUGGAACUGAGCUUUUCAAACCAUGCAACUGCCAAUCGUGUUGCACCCUGUGGUCAUUCAUUGCAGAGGGACUGUCUUAGAUUCUAUGGGUUUGGGAGCAUGGUUGUGUUCUUCCAGUAUUCCCCUAUUGAUAUUCUCAAUGUCUCCUUACCGCCAUCAGUGCUUGAAUUCAACGGCAUUGUUCAGCAAGAGUGGACAAGGAAAGAGGCAGUAGAGCUCUUGGGGAAAAUGGAAACCUUCUAUGGUGAGAUAUUUGGUGUGCUUGACAGCAUGGAACAGAGAAGUAAAUAUUUUGGAAGUGAAUUGGCAGAUACCAAUGAGUUACAGAAUCGCAUCAUGGAGCUGAAAGAUCAACUCGUAAAGGAAAAAAACAAUUACAGUUCCCCUUGCAAACAGGGCAUGCUACAACUGGCAGUUAUGGAGAGUUUACAGUUGGAUCAAACAGCCAUGGACAUUCUAGAACUCAAUCGCUUAAGACGUACUCUUCUAAUUGGUUCUCAUGUUUGGAAUCGGAAGCUUUAUUCACUGGACUGUCUCAUUAAGACAAACUAUCUUGUCAAGGCUAAAGAAGGGGAUGUGUCUUAUACUGAGCUGAAAGAUUUGAAGAACGAUAUAUUUUGCGAGGAUAGCAAGCUUGACCGUGAUCAUGAAGAAAAUAUCUCUGGCUAUUCAAAAUCACAGGAACAUGUUGGGAAUGAUUUUCAGUCAGAGAAGAAAGAAGCAGGUCUGUCCUUCGAACAUCGUGUUCUUGAACAUUCGAUGUUGCCAUCAUGUUAUCAUAACACAGAGGAUGAAGUGCAUGCAGAUGAGGAAACUGCGAGUAAGACAUUAUUUAGUGACAUCCCUUCCCAUGCUUCCAAUCUGUCUGACAGAAUUGAUUCUGCAUGGACGGGUACUGAUCAACUUCCAAUUAAAGUUCAACCUCUGCAUGCAUCUCAGGCAGAGGCAGAUGGAUUCCAACCUGUGUCUGUCAGGCAGCCAAAUUUGUUUGAUAAUGCUCCUUUUCGAAGGAUGGUGGCACCAGAGAGAGUUCAUUCUUUUGAUUCUGCAUUGAGAGCCCAAGAAAGAACCCAGAAGGGGUUGCCUCCAUUGCAUUUGUUGACUGCCAGAUCAUUCCAUGCAUCUGGAGAUUACAGGAGUAUGGUGAGAGAUCCUGUUUCAAAUGCAAUGAGGACUUAUUCCCAGAUAUUGCCACUGGAGGCACAUAAGUUGAAUUCAAUGCACAGUUCCACGCACUCGUUUAUCUCCUCUGCAGCUAAUAUGGCUGGAGGAGCUCGGUUAUUGUUACCAGUGAGGGCCAACAGAGACUUAGUUAUAGGCGUUUAUGACAAUGAUCCUGCAAGUGUAGUUUCCUAUGCCCUCAGUUCUAAGGAAUAUGAGGAUUGGGUUACUGAUAGAUCAAAUGAGAGUGGAGGGAUCUGGAGUACAAUUAAGCACAGUAAAGAAGAUUCUGCAGCUUCCUCUUUUACAGCCUGGCAGUCUUUAGAUUCCAUGGACCUAGAUUAUAUGAGCUAUGGAAGUUAUGGGUCUGGAGAUCCUUUUUCAACCUUGGGCACCUUGUUUAUGGAUUCAAAAAAAUCUCCACACUUGACAAUUUCAUAUGAAGAUGCUUCUUCAAUUGCUGAAGGCAAAGUGAGGUUUUCUGUUACUUGUUAUUUUGCAAAGCAGUUUGACUUUCUUAGGAAGAAAUGCUGCCCUAGUGAUGUUGAUUUUGUUCGUUCACUGAGUCGCUGUCAGAAGUGGAGUGCGCAAGGAGGAAAAAGCAAUGUAUACUUUGCUAAGUCAUUAGGUGAGAGAUUCAUCAUAAAAGAAGUAAAAAAGACUGAGUUGGAGUCCUUCGAGAAAUUUGCCCCAGAAUAUUUCGAGUAUCUGAUUGAUUCUCUCAACUCAGGGAGCCCCACUUGCUUGGCUAAAAUUCUUGGUAUUUAUCAGGUUACUGUAAAGCAUUUGAGAGGUGUCAAGGAAAAAAAAAUGGAUUUGAUGGUGAUGGAAAACCUCUUUUUUAACAGAAAUAUUGUGAGAGUCUACGACCUUAAGGGCUCUUCUCGAUCCCGCUACAAUCCUGACACAUCUGGGUCUAACAAGGUGUUACUAGAUACGAAUCUAGUGGAAAGACUGCGUACAGAGCCCAUAUUUCUUGGAAGUAAGGCGAAGAGAAGCCUUGAGAGAGCUAUAUGGAAUGAUACGUCAUUUUUAGCAUCUGUUGAUGUUAUGGACUACUCUUUGCUCGUUGGAGUGGAUGGUGAGCGGAAGGAGCUGGUUUUGGGGAUCAUUGAUUUCAUGAGACAGUAUACAUGGGACAAGCAUUUAGAGACGUGGGUUAAGGCAUCUGGAAUACUUGGCGGCCCGAAAAAUGCUUCCCCAACAAUUGUUUCUCCAGAACAAUACAAGAAAAGAUUCCGAAAAGCCAUGACUUCAUACUUUCUCACUGUACCUGAUCAAUGGUCUUCAUGGACUGAAUCACUGCAUUCUUGUCAUUCAUAAUCAUUUGUUCAUGAAUAAGGAAGUCAGAGAGAUUAGUGGGGAAGGGAGGGACGCCAUCCAAUCCCAGUAAAUUUCUCUCUCUUCCCUUCUUGUUUUUUUUCUUCAUUUGGGUGGAAUCUUUCGUGUAUGGGCAAAGUGGGGCCCAAACAAGAAACUUAUAUACGAGGGAAUAAAAAUUCCUUGUCGAGAGGUCUUUGUACAUUUCUUUUUUUAUACACGUGCAAUUGCGACCUCGGAAUAAGAAACCAAAUUAUGCUUUGCACUGUGAUCUUUUUCCUUCGUUGGCAAGAAUAGCUGGUAAACUUGGAUUCGAAGUUCUUAGCAUAUGAAAGAGCAGAUUAUAACCCCGUGCAUUCAAUAAAUUUGAAUUUAUUAUUUCAUCA
Messenger RNA from Populus euphratica (Euphrates poplar), 6789 nucleotides. Its product is annotated as putative 1-phosphatidylinositol-3-phosphate 5-kinase FAB1C. NCBI's taxonomy places the organism in Eukaryota, Viridiplantae, Streptophyta, Magnoliopsida, Malpighiales, Salicaceae. The record is from RefSeq and is a predicted model, not a curated record. Bases 1106 to 6406 code for a protein of 1766 amino acids. Gene Ontology annotation, cellular component: endosome membrane. The transcript is spliced from 11 exons. Gene Ontology annotation, molecular function: 1-phosphatidylinositol-3-phosphate 5-kinase activity; ATP binding. Gene Ontology annotation, biological process: phosphatidylinositol phosphate biosynthetic process.